Molecule: messenger RNA, 696 nt
Organism: Symbiodinium sp. CCMP2592
Lineage: Eukaryota; Dinophyceae; Suessiales; Symbiodiniaceae
Source: the annotation of a GenBank genome assembly
AUGGUUUUCGUGCAGAUUCCCAUCAUAAGCCAGCUGCACGCGCUUCCCCAGGCUCUGUUGAUUGGCAUUGAAGUUGGCCUUUCCGUCGCGACAGUUGCUCUCAUGGGGUAUUGCGGCUUGGCAGACCCAGGCCAGGCCCAAAGCGGCCUUGACUUGGAGCAGGGCCACGUUCCACCCCGGGCCCACAAGUCAUGGUUGUACACUCGGGAAAUCCGCCGGUACGACCACUACUGUAAGUGGGUCAAAAACGUAAUCGGACUGCUAAAUCACAGAGAGUUCGUCGUCAUGCUGAUUGGCCUGACCUCAAGCGGUGUGCUCGGCCUUGCCGUGGAUACCUACCUGGCACUAGUCAUGGCUUUCAAGGUCCCGUGGCAAACGUGCAUGAUCUUGUUGCACCUUGCUUUCUGCAUUGCCCUCUUGGCAAUCGAGGUGCCCAUGCUUCAGAUUCACAUCGGCCUGAUCUCAAGGAACGAGCUGGCCUAUGAAUGGGUCAGCAAAAUCAAUUACGUAGCCUUCAACACAACCCAGGGCGACGGCAUUCCUGUCGGCGUUCUAGACGUCGAAGAGUACAAUGAGCUUUUCGAUGAGUUCGUGUACGACAGGGAGAGGAACCCAUGGGACCAUGGGCGCUCUGUUAACUGCUGGAAUUUUUGGUGCUGGCCGCGCUGGCCAGCUGAUGAGACGGGUGAGUUUUAG